Dendrobium catenatum is the source of this 879-nucleotide messenger RNA. RefSeq lists its product as uncharacterized. The record is from RefSeq and is a predicted model, not a curated record. The transcript has 3 exons. Gene Ontology annotation, cellular component: mitochondrial matrix. Bases 82 to 870 code for a protein of 262 amino acids. Lineage: Eukaryota; Viridiplantae; Streptophyta; Magnoliopsida; Asparagales; Orchidaceae.
AAAGGAACAAAAUGAUAGCUUCUCGAAGCUCACUAGGGCGGAGGAAUGAAAGGUUAGUUUUGCUCUUUUUUCUUAGCGGCAAUGGUCUUCGCUAUUCUCCGGCGAGUCAGCUUGUCGGGAUCCCUUCUUGCAAGCGUUGCUGUUGACAAAAGCUUCAAAAUCCCACUCUCGGCCUUCUUCCAGUCACAGCCAUCCAGGAGCCAUUUGUCUCGAGAAUCUUGCACCGUCCUUCCCGUCUCCGUCUCUAAUUUCUCUUCCAAGGCCAACAAGCCGGCUUCCGAUUCUGAACUCCUUCGUGUCAUUGACGCCGAGAUCAAGUGUGCCGAGGACUGCGACGACCACGAUAGGGUGGAAGAAAUACCUGAAGGGUUCCCAUUCGAAAUUCAAAAUGAAAGGGGUAAGAAUACCAUCACUAUCAAAAGAAGCUAUCAUGGGGAGAAAAUUGAAGUUUUGGUCUCUAUGCCGAGCCUUGUGACUGGAGAAGAGCCCGAACAUGAUAGGAGGGCUGGUCGUAAUGAUGAGGAGUUGAAGAAGGAAAGAGCAAACCAAUCUAGCAUUCCAUUGACCAUAAAUGCUACAAAAAAUGAAGGGCAUGGUUUGGAAUUCUGCUGCACCGCUUAUCCAGAUGAGCUUGUAAUUGACAGCAUGUCUUUUAAGGAAACCAAGGAAUCUGAUGAACAAAUGCUUGCCUAUCAGGGACCUGAUUUCAGUGAUUUGGACGAGAACCUUCAGAAGUCCUUUUACAAGUAUUUGGAGCUAAGAGGAAUCUCAGCUAUGACUACCAACUUCUUGCACGAGUACAUGAUUAACAAAGAUAGCCGCGAAUACUUGCUUUGGUUGAGGGAUUUGAAGAAGCUUAUCGAGAAAUAAUAUGAAAGU